Molecule: messenger RNA, 1630 nt
Organism: Gracilinanus agilis (Agile Gracile Mouse Opossum)
Lineage: Eukaryota; Metazoa; Chordata; Mammalia; Didelphimorphia; Didelphidae
Gene: POLR1G
Product: RNA polymerase I subunit G
Exons: 3
Coding region: 90-1391 (433 amino acids)
Biological process (GO): transcription by RNA polymerase I
Source: RefSeq, a predicted model, not a curated record
AGCUCAGCAGCCCCGCCCCUGUCCCACGUGUUCUGGCCGCGCGUUCCGGACCGGAGCUGAACUUGGGGAAGUUGUCGAGCUGCUGGACCAUGACUACCGAAGCGCUCCGGAGCCGCCUCUGCCCGGACGACUUCUGCCCGGCCGCGCUUCCCCCCGAGCCGCCACCUCGCCUCGGCCUGGACGCCCUGCGGAAGCCGGACACCGAACUGUGGCUCAUCCGGACCCCCGCGGACUUCAGCCCGAACAGCCUCAAUGGAUGCAAGGUGCCUCUUGUGGGCUUCCAGACCCUGAAGAGCCAUCGGAAUGAGGCGGGCAUCCGCCUGCGCUACCAAGUCCUGAGCAACACCUCCACCGGCCCUGAGACCCUGCUGGCCCCAGCGUCCUCUGCAGACGGCCACCUCCUCCCAGCACCAGCACUGCAGGGCACCCUGAGUGUCAUAGAAGUACCCCGCACCAAACUGUCUGGCCAGUUCCUCCAUGCCAUCCCCACCAGCCCACCCCCACAGAUCCCGCCUGGCCUACGGCCCCGAUUUCAGGCCUUUGGGGGCCGGCAGCCUGUGGUGGGGCAACCUGCCCCCUCAGGGACAGGGAAAGCAGGGGAGAUGAAGUCUUCCCGGAAAAGGAAGAAGUCUGAAUCACUGUCUCUGAGUCCAGGGCCACAGAAGGUUUUGAAUGGAGAGGGGGGGCUGGACUCUGCUCCAGGGCAAGCGUUGGGACAGGAGAUGCCAGAACUUAAGGAGCAAAUGGCAAUCAAAAUAGAGGAAGAGGUGGCAGCCCUACUACCUAUCAAGAAAAAGAAGAAAAAGAAGAAGGAACAGGAAAGAGAGAUGCCGGAGCCAGCAGGAGAGGUACCAGCAAUGGAGCUUCCACAGGAGGCCAGUUUUUCACCCACUAAACCAAAGAAAAGCAAGAAAAAACGAGAACUGGAAAGAGAGAUGAUAGAGCAGGAGGAGAGGCAACUAGAGGCUGAGGUCUGGACUGAUCUUCCAAAUGAAUCAACCCCAUCCUCUGCCAAAAAGAAGAGCAGGAAGAGGCAGGAGGCAGGAGGAGAGAUGCUGGAGCCUGAGCAAGCUGCUGGUAUGAAGGAGGAGAUAGCAGCCCUAUCUUCACCCAAGAGGAAGAAAGAAGAACCAGGAGGAGAAAUGCUGGGCCAAGAGACUGUAGUGACCGAGUCCCUUGAGGAGGCUGACUCUUUGCACAUCAAGAAGAAGAAGAAGAAGAGGAAGAAGCCAGAGGAAGGGGAGGAGAUGGCACCAGAGCCACCAAAGGAGACUGACUCCUCCACAUGGAUCCCCGCGUCAGUGGCCCCAAGCCCCAGUCAGGGGACAGAAGAGAAGAAGAAAAAGAAGAAGAGACUACAACAGGGGGAGGCUGAGCCAUUGGAAGCCUAAGUGGAUGAGCCAGCCCAUCCGAGACCAGGCCCAGUGGGGAGGGGGCCUCCUAGGGGCCAGGAAGAUGAGAUUAAAGAUCCACAGUUAGCAAAGCUUGAUCUUGGAGAGGGACUGGACCUCCACACAUCAUCCUGCUCUUGUUCCAACCCAGGGGGGAUGUCUAGUCAGUGAUGGAGACGAGUCAGCUGGUAUCCAUGCUUUAUUGCCAUCCAAUCUGGGACCCUCCCUGCCCACUCCUG